Messenger RNA from Aspergillus novofumigatus IBT 16806, 1008 nucleotides. Its product is annotated as TauD/TfdA dioxygenase family protein. Lineage: Eukaryota; Fungi; Ascomycota; Eurotiomycetes; Eurotiales; Aspergillaceae. Gene Ontology annotation, cellular component: cytoplasm. Gene Ontology annotation, molecular function: 2-oxoglutarate-dependent dioxygenase activity. The coding region runs from base 1 to 1008 and encodes 335 amino acids. The transcript is spliced from 4 exons. The record is from RefSeq and is a predicted model, not a curated record.
AUGCAGCUCUCUGGCGCUUUGGACCGAUUUACAUCUUUCGACGUUACCCCUACCAUUGGCAGGGAGUUUCCUGACGCCGACCUUAGAGGAUGGCUUGAAUCCCCAGAUUCAAAUGCAUUACUCAGAGACCUUGCAAUCACAGUGUCGCAGCGAGGUGUGGUUUUCUUUCGCAAGCAGGACGGCCUAAAUGAUGGCCUGCAGAAGACACUCGUGCAGCGACUUGGAGAGCUAUCUGGGAAACCCAGAACAUCUGGGUUGCACAUCCAUCCAUUUUUUAAUGCUGGACUGCCACUUGGGGGCCAUGAUAAUGAAAUAGAUGUUGUUAGUACUGAACAAGACAGGACAAUAUUUGGGACCCCUAAGAAGUUCGUUAAACGGCAGACUGCCCGCGGGGAAUGGCACACUGAUAUUACGCAUGAAAUUAUCCCGAGUGACUAUGCCAUGCUGCGCCUCAUUGACUUACCAAAGGGCGGGGGUGGAGAUACGCUUUGGGCUUCUGGGUAUGAGCUCUAUGAUCGCAUCUCGAAGCCGUACCAAAAGUUCCUUGAGGGCCUAACCGCAACUUUCGCCCAACCCAGCUAUGACAACGUCGCAAGACAGUUUGAUCACCAGCUAUACACCCAACCGAGAGGAUCCCCCGAAAACGUAGGAUCCAACUUUGUCGCCGUUCAUCCCGUGAUCCGCACGAACCCUGUUACCGGCUGGAAGAGCUUAUUCGCAGUUGGAAAUCAUGUGCAGUGUAUCAACAGCUUACAGAAAGAGGAGAGCGAUAGCAUCCUGCAAUGGUUUACUUGGCUAAUUACGGAAAACCAUGACUUGCAGGUGAGAUACAGAUGGCAGAACCGGAACGAUGUCGCACUUUGGGACAAUCGAUGUGUAUUCCAUGCGGCCACUAAAGACAUUGAUAUCAAUGACCGGCGGACUGGGCACAGGGCUAUGGGGGUAGGAGAACGUCCCUACCUUGACCCAAAGAGUACCAGCAGACGUGAAGACUUAGGUCUUCUCUGA